AUGCCGGGGUUCGUGAACAGAAAAGCCAGUGAUCUGUUCGUGGACUCGCUGGGGAGUUGGAGAAGGAGAGUUGUCAAGAUCCCAAGGGGGCUCCGUUGCGGUUGGUGUCUAGACAAUUGGCGCAAGAACGGUGACGAGGCCGAGAGUGGAAUUACGCGAGCCGGUAUUUGUUAUUACCAAUACGGUCAACCAUCCACGCGCAAAAUCCUGUUCACUACGAUGCCAAGGGCUGGUUUGUCCAACUUCUUUGCGCUGUUCCUCAGCCGCUGGAUCUGUGUCUCAUACGCAAAAGCGUUCUGCGGCGCCGCCUUCGUGCCUGGUACGAUUGACUACUGGCCAAGUCUCAAACACACCGUUACUAGUCCUCUGCCAUCAUUGGUAUUGUGUUCCAAUUAUUGGGUCCAGGCUUUGGCCGUGCGGCCCGUCUGGGCUGGAUGGGUUCAGCUUGGCUAUGUAGAGUAUUUUCCUCCAUAG
Messenger RNA from Histoplasma capsulatum G186AR, 474 nucleotides. RefSeq lists its product as uncharacterized. The transcript has 2 exons. NCBI's taxonomy places the organism in Eukaryota, Fungi, Ascomycota, Eurotiomycetes, Onygenales, Ajellomycetaceae. The record is from RefSeq and is a predicted model, not a curated record. The coding region runs from base 1 to 474 and encodes 157 amino acids.